Messenger RNA from Leptonychotes weddellii (Weddell seal), 10059 nucleotides. NCBI's taxonomy places the organism in Eukaryota, Metazoa, Chordata, Mammalia, Carnivora, Phocidae. The record is from RefSeq and is a predicted model, not a curated record.
CGGUGGCUGCGGCAGCGGCGGCAUUUUAGUCGACAGCGGCGGCGGCAGCGGGGCCGCUGCUCCUCCCAGCAUCCCUGGCGCGGCCAUUUCAGCCCCAUCUUGGCCGAGGGGAGGGAGCUGCAGCCGCCGCUUCAGCAGUUUGAAUUUCAGUUUCUCCAGGGUCUGCGAACCGGGCGCACCGAGGAGGAGCCGAAAAAGCUACCACCGCUACCUCACACAGCCGGAGCGCUUCCGCUCGCCGGCCAGCCAGGCGGCUGCCGCCACCACCGCCGCCGCCCCUCACUCUUCUCAGGAGCCGCGAGGGGAGGCCGAGACCGCCGCCGCCCGCGGGGUGGCUCCCCCUGUAAGGGGAGGACCGAGCCGGCUUUCCCCUCCCCCGGAGCGGGUUUCCGCCAGAGACAGUCGACAUGUCCCUGGGGCUGAGCUCCGGCUAAAGCCGGGGAGGGGGCCGCCCGCCCGCGCCGAAGCUCCGCCGCCCGCCCGCGGGACCUUCAGCCAGCCCCAGCCCGCGGCUCCUGGCUGAAUCAGGAAUCCCCGGCGCCAGACUCGCCACUCCUUCCCCUUCUUCCCUCAGCGUCCGAGAGCCCAGAGCUGACGCCGGCACUGGCCUGAGGAGCCCGAGCGGGGCAGCACCGCCCCUCACGCCGCCGCCGCCGCCGCCACCACCACCACCUCCUCCUCCCCUUCGCCCUCCCACUCCCACCCCCAGCCAAGGCCUGCUGACCGCGCCGAGCGCCGAGCUAGACUGACCACGGCGGCCCCGGAGACGGGAGGAGGAAGCAGGCGGCCCGCCCCUGGGAUCGCGCUCGCGCUCGCGCCGCCGCUGAGGGGAUUGAAUUGAGGCGCCGCGGCUGCGGGAGGCGAAAAGGAAGGAGGAGCCGCCGCGCGAGUGCGACGGGGGCAGAGCCGUAGAGAUCGACUCAGAAGGAAACGGGGAGGAGGAUGUCUCACAGAGCGGCCAGCGUCCGGAUCAGCCAGUGACUCUUAACAGCGGCGGGCCUCAGACCCCAGCGCGGACUCGGACUUUGUCUUUGGGGGCCCCUGCUCUGCCCUUCCUGGUUUCCGGCAAGAUCGCAGAGGAGCCGGCGUGCCUCUCUGCCCUCCAGCCUUCCUCACCAUGUCCAAGAUGCCGGCCAAGAAGAAGAGCUGCUUCCAGAUCACUAGUGUCACCACGGCUCAGGUGGCCACUAGCAUCACCGAGGACACUGAGAGCCUGGACGACCCGGACGAGUCACGUACAGAGGACGUCUCCUCCGAAAUAUUCGACGUUUCUCGGGCCACGGAUUAUGGCCCUGAGGAGGUCUGCGAGCGCAGCUCCUCCGAAGAGACACUCAACAAUGUUGGGGAUGCAGAGACUCCCGGGACCGUCUCUCCAAACCUCCUCCUGGACGGGCAGCUGGCGGCCGCGGCGGCUGCUCCCACCAACGGAGGAGGAGCCCUUUCGGCCCGGAGCGUGGCUGGGGCGCUGGCCAGUACCCUGGCGGCGGCCGCCACCUCGGCCCCCUCUUCGGGGGCACCCGGCGCCCCCCCGGUCACGGGCUCGUCUGCCGGGCCAGGGACCGCAGCCCCAUCACAGCCCCCCACCACUUGUAGUUCCCGUUUUCGCGUGAUCAAGCUGGACCACGGGAGCGGGGAGCCCUACCGCCGCGGCCGAUGGACGUGUAUGGAAUACUAUGAGCGGGAUUCAGACAGCAGCGUCCUGACCAGGUCUGGGGAUUGCAUUAGGCACAGCAAUACUUUUGACCAGACUGCGGAGCGGGACAGCGGCCUGGGCGCCACCGGAGGGUCGGUGGUGGUGGUGGUGGCCUCCAUGCAGGGGGCGCACGGGCCCGACUCGGGAACUGACAGUUCCUUGACUGCUGUGUCACAGCUACCCCCGUCGGAGAAAAUGAGCCAGCCCGCCCCGGCCCAGCCGCAGAGUUUUGGCGUUGGGCAGCCACAGCCACCGCCGCCCGUAGGUGGGGCUGUGGUUCAAAGCGCGGCUCCAGUGCCGCCGUUCCCGGGAGCCGCGGCCGGGCCUCAGCAAAUGAUGGCAGCCCCGCAGCCAAGCCAGCCCCAGGGAACCGGCCCCGGCGUCCUCCCGCAGGGGCCCAAUGGACAGGGGCUGCCGCUGACGAAUGUAACCCUGACGCAGCCCGGCGUGCCCCUGCCGCAGCAGCCGGGCCCCGCCGUCGGCGCUCCUACGACGCAGCCGCCCCAGCCGUUCGCGUACCCUCAGCUACCGCCUGGGCAUUUGCUGCCAGUCCAGCCCGCGGGUCAGAGUGAGUACCUACAGCAGCACGUGGCCGGACUGCAGCCGCCAAGCCCCGCGCAGCCCUCGUCCACCGGCGCCGGAGCGAGCCUCGCCACGGCUGCCAGCCUUCCAGUGGGCACCGGCCCGAAUGCCUCCUCGGUGGGUGCGCAGAUAAUGGGCGUGUCUUCCUUGCCCAGUGAAGCCGUGGCCCCGGGGCCGGGACCCGCGCCAGGCGGACAGGCCGCGCCUGGUCAGCCGGCCGGAGUGCCCUUGGCUGCGGUGGGAUGCGCCGUGCCGCCGGGCCUGGUCCCCCCUGGGACCGGGCAGCCCCAGUCCGUGCCUCCGCCGCAGAUGGGUGGCAGUGGUGCGCCGUCAGCCGUGCCUGGCGGCCCCCACGCCGUGCUGCCCGGAGUUCCAAACGUGCCUGCAGCCGUGCCCGCUCCAAGCGUGCCUAGUGUGUCUACCACCUCUGUUACUAUGCCAAAUGUACCCGCGCCUCUGGUCCAGUCGCAGCAGCUGAGCAGCCAUACGCCAGUCAGCAGGAGCAGCAGCAUAAUCCAGCAUGUUGGGCUGCCCUUAGCGCAAGGCACACCCAGUGCACCAACAAGUCUACCACAGUCUGACCUAAGCCAGUUUCAGACUCAGACCCAACCUUUAGUCGGGCAUGUUGACGAUACUAGAAGAAAAUCAGAACCCCUACCUCAACCACCACUUUCUCUCAUUGCUGAAAAUAAGCCUGUUGUGAAGCCUCCUGUUGCAGAUGCCCUGGCAAACCCCCUUCAGUUAACACCUAUGAACAGUCUCGCCACCUCUGUAUUCAGCAUAGCUAUUCCUGUUGAUGGUGAUGAAGACAGGAAUCCUUCAACUGCUUUCUACCAAGCGUUCCAUUUGAACACGUUUCAGGAAUCAAAGAACCUCUGGGAUAGUGCAUCUGGGGGAGGUGGUGUAGCCAUUGACAACAAAAUAGAACAAGCAAUGGAUCUGGUGAAAAGCCAUUUGAUGUAUGCAGUAAGAGAAGAAGUGGAAGUUCUAAAGGAACAAAUAAAAGAAUUAGUUGAAAGAAACUCUUUACUUGAACGAGAAAAUGCACUGUUAAAAUCUCUUUCAAACAAUGAUCAGUUAUCCCAACUCCCAGCCCAACAGGCCAGUCCUGGUAGCACUUCUCAACAGCAAGCAGUGGUAGCACAGCCUCCGCAGCCAACGCAACCUCCACAGCAGCCGAAUGUCUCCUCAGCAUAAAGCUUUCUUGCCUCAUUAAGAAAAAAAACUGAAAGCAAUCUAUCCUUGUGUGCCACUGGUAUUCUUUCCACUUUAUACGAAAGCAAGUAGCCAUGCUUCGGUUGUGUGUUUGGCCUUUUCAGUAUUAGACAAUCAUUCUGCAGGAGCUUUUCCUCCCUUUGAGAUGUCAUGCAGCAUUGUUGAUGUCCAGUUUCAUGUCAUCAGUACACAAGGAGAAUAAUAGAUGGGGUUUAUUAAAGCAAGCAAAGUCUGCAUUUUACCUGGUGCGCAUGAGUGGGGUCUUUUAAGAGCUUUGGUGGCUCUCCCGUUUUUCCUAUGAUCCAUGGAUUUACCCUGAGCCUUCCUAUCACAUUAUAAAUAACCGUUCAUCUAAAGAGCCACUUUUCUUUCAAUAUCAGUAACAUUGGCCUACGUAAGUUUUCAUUUAUUUGUGUUUUAUUUAUUACAGGGCUGCUAUUUUCAUAAUGUACAUGAACAAUGUCACAGAACUUUCUUAAUUUUUUUGAAUAAUUAUAAGUAUCAGUAAAGGAUUUGAAAGACAGGAUUGCAUUUAAUAGAAACGUUUAGGCAAUAAUUGAACAAAAGAAUCCUGGCAUAUUUCUAACACUAAUGGCAAUUUACCUUCGGUAUUUAUUUUCAGUAGUAAAGACCCAGCUUGAAUGUAAAUUUUGUAUAGUGUAAGUAUGAAGAACAUAGUGCAGCUGUACAGGUAGUCACCAGUUAUUGUGAUAUAAUAAAUAAUUGGGCUAUUUUGAUGAAGAAAACUUUGUUCAUUUGUUUCUACUUUCUAAUAGAGAAAUUGCCACGAUUCCUCUGCUUUUUGACAUUUCGUAUGACUUUCUUUUUUCGGGUGGGAAUAAAAAGCUGUGAAAUUGUUCAACCUACUUUGUAACCAAAGAAGCAAAGCUGUGUAAUGGAGGUUUUUUUAUAAUGCACAUUCUUUAUGUAUUUUUAUUUAGUGUUUUCUCGGUCACAAUUUUCUUUGCUGUCUAGCAUGAUCUGCAUGACCUAUAAUCUUUGAACCACUUUCGUACCUCAUGUUUUUAUCCAGCACUCUUAUUGUAAUAUGUACUAGUCUGUGAACAAUGUCAAAUAAAAAAGAACGAACAGGUAGUAUGGUGGAGCUGAGCUAGUGUACUAUAUACACUAGUUGUAAAAAAAAAAAAAAAAAAAAAAAAAAUGAAGUGAGCCAUCUUUUGUUCAUUUAAAAUGGUGUUUUGAAUUUCGUAUGCAGAAAACGUUUUGUUACAUUGCAGAUUUUAAUGUAUUUAAUAAAUGCAACAUGCAGAUUAAGUGCAGUGUAUACUGAGUAUUUAAAUUAAAAUGUACAUUUCAUAAAUACAGUUUCAAGAGAAAGCAUCAUUUUGUGUAUACUAACACAUUAAGUGUAUGUCAGAAAUUGAUGUAUAAAUAUAUAUUUUAACACAUUUUCUGAAAUUAAACUGCAGUUUUGUUGAAAUAUUUGGCUCUAUAUGUGUUCAAAAUUUAAUUUGAUUAGAUAUGUAUUUUCACAGUUCAGAUAUUCCUUAAAUGAAAACCUGUGUUAUUAAUGACUUAAUGAUAGUUCUUAAAUUUUCAAAGUAAAAUAAUUUGAAGAAUGCAAGAAUGGUGAGCAAUAUUUGUACUCAAGAUUCAUAUUAUGUCAGUGACAUUUAAGUAAAAUCCUUGUCUACCAAAACUUUACUUGAAUUCAGAAAGGUGCCUGUAGAAAAUUAACAUGCUUUGUGUCUAUAGCCAGCUAGCUGAUCAGGAGUUAAUGAGAACCAAUAGUUAGCUCUCCGUGUUGUUAAAAGAGGAUAAAUAAGUGUUCUUUAUCUAUUUAAAAUUGAAACUUCAUUAGAUUUAGCCACAAACUAAAUGCAUAAAAAAUUGGGAGUGUAUGUGGGAUCACCAAAUAUUUUAUAUUCCAGUUGUGCCGGUAUAUUGAAUAUAAACAAUUUUAAUGUUAACGAAUAACAUUAGAAGUAACUAAGGAACUAAUGACAUAUGCUUGAAGAAGCAGUCCUAUAGUUGUGGAGUGAGAUUUUAAGUAGAGUCACCCACAGAUGAGUUAGAAAAUGAAACUUCCAUGUUGGAAUGCUAACCAGAAGGCUCACCGGGUAUGCCCCUCAAAUGCAAACAGUGUGAUAUUUUAUACUAUACAGGCAAAGAAAAACUAGUAUUAGGAAAGGUUGAGAUUUUUGUGAAAAUACAAAUUUUGGGUCUUGGGAUAGAAAAACACUUUAUAAAUACAAAGUAAUCAGAAAGGAAAUGAUUGAUACAUUAAUUUUAAAUGGUAAUUAAAAGCAAUUAUUACUACUUCUACAUUUUAAAAAAACCACCAGGACAGAAAAUAUGGGUAGUUCACAGAAGAAAUGGCAGUUUCUCAAGUUUCAGCUUCUAGUAACCUAAGAAAUGCAAAUUAAUAUUUAACAAAUUGUCAUUUGUCUUUUAAAUAGCAGGACCUAAUGUAGAAAAGGCAAGCUUUCUUAUGUACUUCUAGAAAGUAAUUUGGCAAUAUGUAUCAAGAGCCUUAAAUAUUAAUAAACUUUUCAGUUUAAUAAUACAAGACGAUAACUCAUGGUGCAGUGUUCAAAAAAUACAAAAUUACAGUAGUGCUUGUCCUUUGCUCUCCCAUCUCCCCUCCCUCUUCCCGGUGGAUCCCCCUCCCCAGUAUCUACUCCUGAAAACAGCUGUGAAAGGAAGCCUUUACAUCCAAACCUACUCUCCUGAGGCAUGCCCCCACUCCAAAGUCAGGGACAGACUUAAAGGUGGGAAAGCUUAUUGUUUUUCAGAAUCAGAUUCACUGUUUUGGGAACAAUAUCAGACAUUCUCCCAAGUGAUUAGUUUGUUUAGGAACGUAAGUAAAUACCAGUUUGACCUCAGGAGAUUUAAGGUCUCUUUCUCCACAUAAUUGGAAUAUUUAUUGAGAUGCCAAUUUGGGGGCACAGUCUUACAGGAAUGCCAUCUAUAAUUUUCUCAGUGUAAUGCCCAUAGACCAAGGUGCCACAUAAGUUUUCUGUUGGUUUAGCCAACCAGAAAAUCACAAGUGAAAAUUUCACAAGUGAAAAUUUUGUUUCUGAUAAUGGCAAUGUGUCUGCAAUACAAACCUAACUUUCCCCAAAGAAAAUUUAUUUUUGGUAGUUAAUGAUGUGAUUUUACAGCUUGCUAUGCCCCCUCCCAAAAAAGGAUUAUGAGAUACUCAGUAUGCAGUUACUUUAGCUGUAUGUUGAAAAUAACUGGGUAUUUCCAAUUCUGUUACAUUCUGAGUUAAGUAGAAGUAUUAAGACAGAAUGCUUUACCAUCAAGUCCCCAGAGAUGGGUAAUCAUAACUGCUUUUAUUCACAAAGAAUUGUCACAGGUCGGAGACUGAUGUUUCUCCAAGUUCCAAACUCCAGUCACUCCUAGACCUUUUUAAAAAGAGCGAGGGGAAGUCCUUAGAAUUAGAGUAACAAAAAUACCUGUUCUUCAUGGGAAUUUAUCUCUGUAGAACCAGAAAUAAAAUAUCAGUUGAUUUGGGGGGAAUAAACUUUUAAGUCACGAGUUGUUUUUUUAUUUUAAAAAAAGGAGGCUCAGUGGCAGGCACUUUGUGACAUGACUCAAUUCUCUUCAAUAAUUUUGUUAAGAGGACAAAGCCCAGCUCUAAAGAUUCACAGUUUGAGGUCAAACACAAACCAACAUGUACAAUGCAAUAAUAAAAACAGUCAAGGAUGGUUUUGUCAAGGAAGGUUCCCUCAAAGAGGUGACACCUGAUAAGAAAAAAGUGCUCAAAAGCUUAGAGGAGAGCAUAAACAAAGCUCUUUGGAUAGUCACAGAAUUGUUUCCCAGGAGACAGACAUGCAGGCUGACUCAUCCACCUUAGUAGGUUGGCAUCUAGAGCAAAAAUAAUUUAUUGAAUGAUUUUAGGCAGUGGGAUUGUAAUCAGAUAAGCAUUUUAGAAAAAUAAAUCAUUCUAGUUAUCAAUGAUGGGCAGUAGAUUGGUGAGCUGAAACUGGAAGUGGAGAAAUAAUUUAGGAGAGAAUAAUCCAGAAAUGAUGAAUAAGCAAAAUUACAAAAUGAUAAAUAGGCAGAUUUGUAAUGCUCAUUAGGAAGUUUUUCUUGGAUCUUUCUACACCAUUCCCAACAUCAGGUGCCUAUUUUUUCUGCUUCCAAAGAAAGAUCUGAGAACCCCAAGUCUUAAAAUGUUUUAGUCAAAACUUUUCCUUCCAAUAGGCAUAUACCUCUACAAAAUGGAAGUCUUUGUUUAGAGGAAUUUCACGAAUUUAGCAAAAGGGUAAGGGGAAUGGAGGAGCCCUGGCUAUCACAUUUAUGCCUCUAUAAAUUCGGCCCUAUAGGUCAACCAAAUUUAGUCCUUUUAUGGUGACUAGGAUUAGAGUGGCCCAGAAGCAUGAGUCCAAAGCCUGUCUUUCAGGGCUAUCCCUCCCCAAAAAGAACAAUACGGGUUCUGGCCCCAUUGCAGAUACUGAAACCCAAGUCAAAAGAGGUUUUGCUGGCUUCAACUUUUCUUCAUUCUUUGACACAGUUCAAUUCAGGAAGGCUUCUUUCUUCCCCGUAAGUCCGCUGCCUAAGCAAAACAACCUUUUCUCCCACCUCCUCCUGCCUCAAACCUAGUAACUCAUGUUUCUAUUUUCUAGCAAUACUAAUGAUUUAUUGUGUAGUGACGGAUAUUUGCUCCCUAUUUACCCCCUUUCAGCAUUCUAGGAUGCAUCCCUGUUACAUGUAUUUCUAUGCCAAGUCGCAGAAUUUCUAUAGCAAGAUCUGUCCUUUGAAUGUAUGUAUUCCUUUGUCAGUGGAGAAUAUUACUGUCCAAGUGCUAUUUAAUGAUUUCCUUAGUGGGCUACAAUUGGUAUAACAUGCUAUGUUCACAGGUGAAAAUUGCUAAGUGAGGCACUAUACAAAGCAAGUUAAGGUCAUAGACCUCUUUUUUUAAAAUAAAAAAACAAUCAUCAUAAAUAAAAGUGAGACAGUCUUUCAGGAUUGGUAACAGGAAAGUAUGAAGUCGGUAUUUUGCACUGACACAGUCUACUUGGUCAUAAAAUUUGUUCAACAUACUUAGUGAGUUAGCUUUAUUUUUUCUUCUCCUAACCAGGGAAACUGAUAGAUUAGGCAAUUUUGAGAAUUUUCCCAUGAUCUGAUGUCAUGGAUUGAGCUAUAAAACAGAGCAUCUAAAUUUAUGGACUAACACUGCCCACAGAAGCCAAAGUUAUCCCUUUGAAAGAGGGAAGGAAAAGGUGUGCUUAGAUCAUAAAAAUAACUGAAUUUUAAAACAAGGCAAAUGCCACACUUCUACUUCCCCUCCCAAAAAAAGUUUUUACCUUUUCAUCUUUCUAUAUAACAACUGUAAAGUAUUCUUGCCCACCGCAAUCCAACUGUUUUCCAGAUCACAGUUCUUAUCAUCAUUUCACAGGCAAGCAACGCAUCUAUAGAUAGAUCAUACCUGAGGACGUCAUGGACAGCAAGGGAAUAUUUUUUCCCACACUUGGCAUGAAAUAAUAUCAGGUGCUGCACCCUGUGCUAGAUGUUUGGGGAUAGAAAGAUAAGUGGAACACGAUUUGUGCACUCCAGGAGCUAUCAUCCAAUGUAAAAGAAAACUGAAGUGCCAUUGUUUAUUCGAAGUGUAUGUCUUAGUUUGUGGACCUCAUAUAAUCUGUUGAAUGGAAGGUUCAUGUAAAUCAACAGUAAUACUCCCAUGCCACAUGAAACCCUUUGACAUUGCCAGGAAACAACUUUAAAUCACCAAAAAGCUUUUACAUCAAACAAUACUUUUAGAAAGAGGGGACUUGGUGAAAAGCUUCCUAUCUCUACAUUGAGCCUGUGAGUUGUCCCCUAAAAGAAGUUUACACAUUUUUUUAAUACUCUAAGUUUGUAGAUAAUGGAACUGAUUUAAAUCAAACUUAACUAGAAUAGAAUUUGUGUGUCAUGAGUUAUAUUAUCUAUUGUCUCAUAAGCAACACACUCAUUAUCUUGGCUGACAAAAUCAGCUACCAUUCAAUGAACCAAGUUAAGAAUAACUCAGGUGCCUGAUGCCAAAAAUAAAUCUGAUAGAGCUGAGAAUCCAGAAACAAUUAUUAUUCAGUAAAGGAUAAAAGUAACAUUUCAAAUCAGUAAGGGAAGAAUGGAUUAUUAAUAAAUAGUAUUGGGAUGACAUAACCAUUUGGGAAAACGAAUUUAGAUCUCUAGCUCACAAAAACUAAUUCCAGCUAGACAAGCAGUAAGUCUUAUGCUUUUUGGUUACAUAUCCCUUAGAAACCUCCCUGUGAAAAUGCAGGUAAGCAAAAAGUUUUACAAGAUUAUGAAGAGAUGCCCAACCUCAGCAAAAUAAAGGAAAUGCACAUUAAAAAAUAAGAAACUAUCUCAAAUCCAAUUGGCAAAUACUUAAAAUAUAUGUAAAUCACAAGGCUGCAAGGGUCUGGAAAAACAGGAAUCCUACAUUGCUAGUAAAUGUAUAAAUUGGCACAGCUACCUUUAAAGGCAGUCGAAUGAUAUCCAUUAAAAUUUAAAAUUCACAUGCCCUGUCACCCAACAUUUCCAGUUUUUAAUGAAACACACUUUUCAUACUUGUGUUCACAGGGUGGCUUGUACAAUUGUACCUUUGUAAUAGAAUAAAA